This is a messenger RNA of Punica granatum (pomegranate), 471 nucleotides long. The record is from RefSeq and is a predicted model, not a curated record. Lineage: Eukaryota; Viridiplantae; Streptophyta; Magnoliopsida; Myrtales; Lythraceae.
AUGCAGCCCUUGAUUGAUCGGAUAUGUAGGUCGUUGGAGGACUACGGGUUCUGCUACAAGGUGUUCAAUGACAACCUCGAGGGGCAUGCAAGAAACAUGCAAGGGCUCGGUGAGAUAGCCCAGUUGCAGGCCCUCUUCAACGCGACCAAUAUCCACCUCUUCAUAAUGAGGCUGUACAACAGCAUACCCACAGGGCCGGAGAAAAAGGCGCUCGAGAAGUGCAUGAAUGCCUAUUCUGUUGUCUCCAACCAAUUCCAAAUUGGGUUACUGCUAUUCGAACAGGGCAGGUACCGGGAUAUGCUGGACACAGAGAGGAUAACCCCACAGGCACAGAGCAGUUGCAGCACAACAUUUAUCACGCAGCCUUCUCCAGAGAACCUGUUGAUCGAGCGGAACAGGGAGAUGAGGAUUCUCAUUGGGAUGGCCAUAACCACUUGCUUGGAUCUUCGCCAGCACAUGCAGCACCUUUGA